Bufo bufo (common toad) is the source of this 3816-nucleotide messenger RNA. It is a transcript of the gene RBM12, whose product is annotated as RNA binding motif protein 12. NCBI's taxonomy places the organism in Eukaryota, Metazoa, Chordata, Amphibia, Anura, Bufonidae. Gene Ontology annotation, cellular component: ribonucleoprotein complex; nucleoplasm. Gene Ontology annotation, biological process: regulation of RNA splicing. Gene Ontology annotation, molecular function: RNA binding. The record is from RefSeq and is a predicted model, not a curated record.
CGCGACUUCUCGCCUUCCCUUAUGCGUUUUCGCUCUUUUUUUUUCUUUCCUAAAAAAAAAAGAUUGCAGCGUCAUUUUAUUGAUUGCCUACAGGAUUCACUGGAUUCUCCCUAAUAAAGAGGGAAAAAUCAAAUUCUCUGCAGGUGUUUGUUGUAUCAGAGCAGCAUGGCUGUGGUCAUCCGCUUGCAAGGUCUGCCUAUAGUGGCUGGGACCAUGGAUAUUCGGCACUUCUUCUCUGGAUUAACCAUUCCUGACGGUGGCGUACAUAUUGUAGGGGGUGAGCAGGGUGAAGCUUUCAUCGUUUUUGCCACCGAUGAAGAUGCUCGACUUGGUAUGAUGCGCACAGGUGGUACAAUCAAAGGGUCAAAAGUGUCACUGUUGUUGAGCAGUAAGACUGAAAUGCAGAACAUGAUUGAACUUAGCCGCAGGCGCUUUGAGACUGCCAGUGUUGAUAUCCCACCUGCAAAUUCUAGCCGCCCUGGGCCUCCACCAAAUCCAACAAUGAGCACUACUCCUGUAAUGAGCAGAGUUAGUAUGCCAACAACUGUGCCCAACUAUAGCAGUCCUCCCGCUAGCACAGUCUCUACAGUUACCUCUGCUGUUGAUAGCAGUAAGAGUGUCGCCACUUUCUCUACAGCCAAUGUUGGAAAUGCUCCACAGAGUCUUGGUGGAGCUUUCUGCAAUCCAACUUUUACUUCUCCGAUGCCCAGUGUUGCUCCUCAGUUGCCAUCUGUACCACCACCUCCAAUGCCUCCAAUGCCAUCAGUACCAACCCUACCACCAAUGCCAUCCAUGCCUCCUAUGCCUGUUCCUCCUCCUGUGUCUUCCUUGCCUCCAGUCCCUCCUAUUCCCCCAAUACCGCCAGUUCCACCAGUACCACCUAUGUCUUCUCUUCCUCCAUUGACUGGAAUACCACAAUUAAAUCCACCACCUGUUGGUCCCUUGCCUGCAGGGAUGAAUGGCUCUGGGUCCCAGAUGAAUAGUAACAUUAACCCGUUGUUUCUUGGUCCUGUAAAUCCAAUUCCAUUAAGUCCUCAAAAUUCAAUGAAACCACCUCCACCUCCUCUUAACCAUGAUGACCCAUAUGUAGCGCUUCAUGGUUUGCCUAUUCCUGUGUUAGAGAAUGAUAUAAAAGAGUUUCUUCGUGGUUUGCGUAUAGACGGGCUGGUCCUUUUAAAGGAUCAUAUGGGUCGCCCCACAGGCGGGGCAUUGGUGAAGCUUCUUACUCCACAUGACACAUAUGAAGCUUUAAAACGGAAUAGAAUGCUAAUGGGACACCAUUUUAUCGAAGUUAACCCAGCAAGUGAGAGACAGUGGGUAAUGUCUGGUGGACACAUGGGGAAACACAGUGCAGGACACCAUGGACCACUGCAUAUGAUGCAACCACCAAUGGGCAGGUCCAAAUCGCCUAACCGUCGGCGUCGUUCCAGGUCUAGGUCUCCACAUGAGCAUGGUUUCUGCAUUUAUUUGAAAGGCCUUCCCUAUGAGGCGGAAAACAAACAUGUGGUUGAUUUCUUUAAGAAACUGGACAUUAUUGAGGACAGCAUAUAUAUAGCUUAUGGACCCGGUGGUAAGGCUACUGGAGAAGGUUUUCUGGAAUUUAGAAAUGAAAAUGAUUUUAAAACUGCACUAAAUCGGCAUAAACAAUAUAUGGGCAAUCGAUUUAUCCAAGUUCACCCUGUUACAAAAAGUCAAAUGAUAGAAAAGAUAGACAGUAUCAGGAAAAAAAUGCAGAGUUUCAAUUAUGUUGAUCAUAAAGAUUUGUCACUUGAAAUGGAGCAUCGCCCUAGACUGUGGGGACACCUUUCAAAUUUGCCAUAUAACAUAUCUAGGAAAGAUGUAUUUCAUUUCUUUAAUUUAGAAGGAGUUGCUGUGGAAGAGAACAGUGUGCAUGUCUUGAUAGAUAACAAUGGCCAAGGCUUAGGACAGGCGCUUGUUAAGUUUAGGAGUGAAGACGAUGCUCGUAAAUCUGAGCGCCUAAAUCGUAAGAAGUUAAAUGGUAGAGACGCUUUUUUGCGUGUGGUGAGUAACGAAGAACGGAAAGACAUUGAAGUCAAUCCUCCCAUAAUAGGUAGGAAGGGAUUUAAAAUGCAAAACUAUAGUAACCCACCUGAGGCACUGCGGUCCAGUGGAGAUGAAUUUUCCUUUAUUAACAGUAACAUAAAUGACAACGAUGGUCAGAACUUUCUUAUGCCCAGUAAAUUCAGUGGACCAAGUAGUACCUUUGCUCCUCCUCUUCCCCCACCUGCAAUGGGAAUUGGAUUUGUAGAUCCAAGACCACCACCACCUGGAGCAUCAAAUGUGAAAAACUCUCCCAUUGAUCCCCCAGAAUUUGUGGGCGGGCCAAGUCAUUUUAAUGCCCCCCCCACUGGAUUUGCAGCUGGUCCUCCACCGUUUGGUAGCGGACCUGCCAAUGCAAGUGCCCCACCAAACUUCAACACAGCACCUCCAAAUAUACCAGGUAGUCCUGGCGGUAUGAAUCCCCCUCCUGGUUUUGGUCCAGGAGGAAAUCUGCCAGUUAGUGGACCGCCAGGCUUUGGAAAUGGGUCUGCGCAACCAGGGCCAACAGUAAUCCGGAUCCAAAACAUGCCCUUCACAGUUACUGUAGAUGAAAUACUAGAUUUCUUUUAUGGUUACCAGUUGAUACCUGGUUCUGUGUGCUUAAAGUACAGUGAGAAGGGUAUGCCUACAGGAGAAGCCAUGGUUGCUUUUGAAUCCCGCGACGAGGCAAUGGCAGCUGUGGUUGAUUUAAAUGACCGGCCAAUGGGCUCAAGAAAAGUGAAACUGGUUUUAGGUUAAUACAUUCCUACAUUUCUAUAUGACUACACUAUGUUUUCUACUGUGACUGACAGACAUUUACAGGGCAAGGCAUCUACAUUUUGUUGAUUUAGGUGAAUUGUGUAAUGCGUUUGCAGAACAAAUCACUGUUUAGGGCAUGCUUUGGUUACUUCAGAACUUGGUAAGGCAACUGAUUUAGUUGUUUCUUUUCCUUGUCUUUUUGGCAGUGUUAAUUCUGAUUAAGUAUAUAUUUUUACAUUGAAAUGUAUUGUUUGAUGAACACUUUGUGAAAGUGAAACAAGUCAAUUUUUGUAAAUGUGCAAAUUGUACAACAUAGCACCUUCAGAUCAACAACAUUCAAUAAUGCUCUUUACCAAAAUUCUGCCUGAAAAAUUUGCAAACCAGGUCUUUGUACAGUGGAAAUAACUUAUAUAUUUUUUUUCUUGUAUGGUAUAUGGAAUACAAAUUUUGCCACAAGCUACUAAGAAUACACAGGCGUUGUAAUUUCUGCAUUUUUUCUAUGUGUUAACUAUCAAGGUGUUCUGAUCCUGUAUCUCAUGAGUUAUUGCAGCGCUGUGAAAAAAAAAUCUAUUUUGCUGACAGUCUUGCCUUUUUAGGUGGUGUAGAGGCAAUUAAUUUUAAAAGGGUCAGCUGACUCUUCCUCCCCCCCCCCCCCCCCCCCUUUUCCCCACGGGCUCAAAUUGGUUUAAAACAGGGAUGCUCAACCUGCGGCCUUUCAGCUGUUGCAAAACUACAACUCCCAACAUGUCCUAAUAGCUGUAUGCUGUCCAGGCAUAUUGGGAGUUGUAGUUUUGCAACAGCUAGAGGGCUGCAGGUUUCGCAUCCCUGGUUUAAAAAAAAAAAAUUUGAUUCCCCCUGCUACCUCCAUUUCAACACUUCCUGAGGCCUUCCUGGUCUCUCUUUUGUGUUACCGCUAGCUGUGGCCAGUGAUUGGCUGAGCAAGAAGGACCAGGAAGUGUGGGAACACGUGAGACAAGAAUCGUACUGUAAAGAAAAAUAUUUUUCACCAGUCGAACA